AUGGCUUCGCUGAAGAAUCUCCACGAGCCCAAUACAAAUUUGGGCAAUGCGCUACACACUAACUUUGACGUUGACUAUGUAAUAGAUUAUCGCUUCGCAACAACGAGCAAGUCCCAAGCUGUAGCUCAGUUUACCAAGCUUAUCGAAGCUCUCAGUGAUGCUGGCCUGGCCACUGAGGUCCGAAAUGGAGAUAAUGGUGCGGUGCUUGUGUUUGUCAAAGCCGCCUCGGAAACCCGUCUAAGAGCAGAGGUAUAUCGAAGCCGAGUGCAAGACUGGCUCUAUGGAGUGCGAAGCGCAGCCCCCGAGAAAGACAUGCGUAAGAGUUUGGACGAGGAACCUAUGACGGAAGCCGAACGUCUGAGAAUCGUACACCUGUUGAUUACGAAACCAAAAGCCGAGCGAGGCGCGGGCAUUACGCCCAAGAGCGGGGAAUGGGAGAAUGUGGAAUCCAUAUUUGCGCUUCACGAUCACAAGUUCAACAAGGAAUGGAUCAAGGAUUUGGGUUCAAAAUACCUUCUCAACUCGGAGGAUUUGACCAAAAUCAGAGAUAGAUUUGGUGAAAAGAUUGCUUUCUAUUUUGCGUUCUUACAAUCCUACUUCCUGUUCCUGACCUUUCCGGCUGGGUUUGGAUUCUGCUCAUGGGUUAUUCUCGGUCAAUAUUCACCUUGGUAUGCAAUUAUCAACGGCCUAUGGUGCAUAUUCUUCGUGGAAUACUGGAAGAAGCAGGAAACCGAUCUAGCUGUGGAAUGGGGAGUUCGUGGGGUAUCUCGGAUCCAGCACAAGCGCCCUAAUUUCCGACAUGAAAGGGUGAUAAAAGACCCCGUCACUGGAGAGGAAAUCAAAUUCUACCCUGCAACGAAGAGGUUGACUCGACAGCUGCUUCAAGUUCCUUUCGCAAUUUUUGCAUCACUCGUGCUUGGCAGCUUAAUUGCUCUUUGCUUCUCUAUUGAGGUCUUUAUCUCGGAAGUAUAUGAUGGCCCGUUCAAGUCGUACCUGGUCUUCUUGCCUACUGUUCUUCUCACACUUAUUAUGCCCAUAUCAUCGACGCUUCUUACUGGAUUUGCUUCUAAGCUCACUGAUUUUGAAAACUACGAGACUACCGAUGCACAUGAGGCUGCUAUGGUCUCCAAGAUUUUCGUCCUGAAUUUCAUUACUUCGUAUCUCCCUAUCUUCCUAACUGCAUUUGUCUACGUCCCUUUCGCACAAAUCAUCGUCCCCUACCUGGACGUCUUGCAGGUUACUGUGAGGCCAUUUGCGGAGGAUGAGAAGCAAAUGACAGCUCCAAAAUCCGAGUUCCAAAUCAAUCCAGAUAGGCUAAAGAAGCAAAUAAUUUACUUCACUGUCACUGCACAGAUAGUUAAUUUCGGGAUGGAAAUUGCUGUCCCAUAUUUAUCCCGUCGGUUUUCCCGCAAAGUCAAGGAGAUCAAGGCGGACCGAACAACGAAUAAUGGCGCUAGCGGAGACGCAGCAGAUGACCAUCCCGAGGAGGCCGCAUUCCUAGCCAGAGUGAGGAAUGAGGCGGAACUCAGCGUAUACGAUGUUACAACUGACUUGAGAGAGAUGGUUGUCCAAUUUGGAUAUCUGUCAUUGUUUUCGGUCAUCUGGCCAUUGACAGCUGUAUCUUUCUUGAUCAACAAUUGGAUCGAACUAAGGGGCGAUGCGUUAAAGAUUGCUGUGCAGACCCAACGCCCAGUCCCUUGGAGGGCAGAUUCUAUUGGCCCCUGGCUCAACGCUCUUGGUUUUCUAUCAUGGCUUGGUAGUCUGACUACAGCAGCCAUAGUUUACCUUUUCAGCGGCGACGGUCUUGGCCCUGAUGGGAACCCGCGUGAUAUCAAAGGUUGGGGCCUUCUCUUGACAAUCUUCUUCUCGGAACACAUAUAUCUCGGCGUACAACUUGGAGUGAGGACAGCCCUCGGCAAAAUCGACAGUCCGGGAUUGCAAAGAGAGAGAGCUGAACGCUUCACAAUUCGAAGGCAAUAUCUUCAAGACUCCCUGGGACAGGAAGCGGCUGAGGAGGAAAAAGCGGCGGAGGGGGUAACCCUCGCAAAGCAAACUAUUGGCAGAAACAUUCUUGAGGAGGAGGCCAGGCAAUCCACGCUUCAAGGUCAUGGAACACCCGAGGAGAGGUUCUGGAAACGCCAGCAAGGCCCAUCGGAGACCAUAGCUAUUGGAAAGAUGUAUAUUGAAAAGGCGGCAUCAGCAGCAACAGAGGCGAAAGAGAGUAAAAAGGAACUUUAA
Messenger RNA from Venustampulla echinocandica, 2238 nucleotides. RefSeq names its product Plasma membrane stress response protein-like protein. Gene Ontology annotation, molecular function: chloride channel activity. The transcript has 8 exons. The coding region runs from base 1 to 2238 and encodes 745 amino acids. The record is from RefSeq and is a predicted model, not a curated record. Gene Ontology annotation, biological process: chloride transmembrane transport. NCBI's taxonomy places the organism in Eukaryota, Fungi, Ascomycota, Leotiomycetes, Helotiales, Pleuroascaceae. Gene Ontology annotation, cellular component: cortical endoplasmic reticulum.